This is a messenger RNA of Huiozyma naganishii CBS 8797, 945 nucleotides long. It is a transcript of the gene PEX13, whose product is annotated as peroxin PEX13. Lineage: Eukaryota; Fungi; Ascomycota; Saccharomycetes; Saccharomycetales; Saccharomycetaceae. The transcript has a single exon. Gene Ontology annotation, molecular function: protein binding. Bases 1 to 945 code for a protein of 314 amino acids. Gene Ontology annotation, cellular component: peroxisome; peroxisomal importomer complex; peroxisomal membrane. The record is from RefSeq and is a predicted model, not a curated record. Gene Ontology annotation, biological process: protein import into peroxisome matrix, docking.
AUGAACGGUGCCUCCAACGGGUUUGGUAUUGGCGGAGGUGGAGUGUACAACAGUCCCUUCAACACGUACGGAUCCAGUGGUCCCUACGGUAUGAACGCAGGUGGGUACGGCAUGAACGGAGGUGGGUAUGGCAUGGGUGGUGUUGGGUAUGGGUACGGUGGCCUCUCUGGUGGGUACGGUGGAGGAAUGGGUGUGUACAACAGGUAUGGGAUCCCCGGCGGCGGCGGUGUUGCUGGGAACGGGGACACGAACUUCGUCACUGAGUCGACGAUGGCCACUUUCCAACUGUUGGAAAACCUGAUAGGAGCGAUCAAUGGGUUUGCACAGAUGCUGGAGUCCAGUUACAUGGCCACGCAUAACUCGUUCUUUACCCUAAUCAGUUUUGCGGAGGAGAUUGGUCGUUUGAAGGAGAUGUUGGGAUCGUUCUUUGGUCUGUUUGGUAUAAUCAAGUUUCUGAAGCGGCUGUUGAGGUUCAGGUCUGCCAGAAGGGCAAGACAAGGUGGUCAAGCGGAUAUGGUUGAUGAGUUUACGAGUUUUGCCUCCGGGGCGACUCCUGCCAGUAGGAAGCGUGCGAGGAGGCGACUCGCAUGGAAACCGUUGAUCAUAUUCUUCAUGGGUGUCUUUGGGUUCCCCUACCUUCUGAACAAAUACAUCAACCGCCUAAAUGAGAAGCAUGCAAAUCAGAUUCUCUCCAAGGGGCUCGACGAUGACCCAGUUGAUUUGACAAAAUUGAAGUUUGCUCGAGCAUUGUACGAUUUUGUACCGGAGAACGCCAAGAUCGAGGUGCCGUUGAAGAAGGGUGAUUUGAUGGCGAUCAUCUCGGAGAAGGACACUUUUGGGCGGGACUCCCAAUGGUGGCGUGUGAGAACCAGGGACGGUAACGUCGGUUACAUCCCGUAUAACUACGUUGAGGUCAUCAAAAGACGGCAGAGCAUAACAAAUUGA